UAUAUAUAUAUAUAUAUAUAUAUACAUACAUACAUACAUACAUAUUCUUAUUCGGGCAAGAGGUAAGGAUAGAGGUGCUAGCUGGUUGGCAGGCAAAAAUCUUGGCGUGCGUUCUUACUUUUGGUGCAAGUCAAGAAAAUGUCGGGUACUUGCACAGAAAUUUCCAUGUGGGUCAUGGGACGGAUGCACGUUGAUGGGCACACUUAACAUCUUCAGUUAUAAACAUAUUACAAGUUCCUUUAAACUAGUGUCGCAUGACGACAAAUUCCUUAUUCCAACGUCAACGAUGUCAUCGAUCCAGAAAGUGGGAGCCAGAUUUGAAGUCAAAAGAAAUGCCCAAGAACAUAUACUCAAAACCAAGGCUACGUCAUCUUCUCAAAAAUUUCCUAGCCUACCAUCUAUUUGGCCAUAUCAAGCCUCCUUCCUAUUUAACAUGCAUGUCCAUUUGUGGACGACCCUCUCUCUCUCUUCUCAUAUAUCCCAUCUCAUUAGCAAAGGGAGGUGAGGAAGAGAUGGAGAAACCAAGCGUGGAGUCUCCUCUGCUCCUAAGUUCUGAAAAGGGAGGAGGAGAGGUCUUGGCCGAGGUUAAGAAGCAGCUAUGGUUGGCAGGGCCUUUGAUAGCAACAAACUUGUUACAGAAGAGCCUCCAAAUGAUAUCAGUGAUGUUUGUUGGCCAUCUUGGAGAGCUUGCUCUCUCUGGUGCCUCCAUGGCCACUUCCUUUGCUGGGGUUACCGGUUUCAGCUUGUUGUUGGGAAUGAGCAGCGCACUUGAUACCUUGUGCGGACAAGCCUUUGGAGCAAGAUCAUAUCGUAUGCUCGGUAUACAUAUGCAAAGAGCUAUGCUGGUCCUCAUGCUUACAAGUAUUCCACUUGCUGCUGUCUGGGCCUAUACAGGCCAAAUUCUUAUGCUCUGUGGGCAAGACAGAGCGAUAGCAACAGAAGCUGGAGUAUAUGCUCGAUGGAUGAUCCCAAGCCUUUUUGCAUAUGGCCUCAUCCAAUGCCAUGUUAGAUUCCUCCAGACUCAAAAUAUAGUCUUCCCAAUGAUGCUUGCUUCUGGAUUUGCAGCAUUGCUUCACAUCCUCGUCUGUUGGAUUCUAGUAUUCAAGUCCGGCCUUGGCAGUAGAGGUGCUGCCUUGGCCAAUUCUUUCUCUUACUGGUUGAAUGCGUUGCUGUUGGCACUUUUUGUGAAGCUAUCCCCUGAUUGCAAGAAGACUUGGACUGGCUUUUCAAAAGAAGCCUUGCAUGACAUCAUCAACUUCAUUAGACUAGCUGUUCCAUCAGCGGUGAUGCUUUGCUUGGAAUUCUGGUCGUUCGAAUUGCUUGUACUUCUUUCUGGUCUUCUUCCAAAUCCACAGCUAGAGACAUCAGUGUUGUCAAUCAGCCUCAACACAGUCUCAAUGACAUUCAUGGUUCCUCUCGGCUUCGGUGCUGCAGUAAGCACACGCGUUUCCAAUGAACUUGGGGCUGGGCGUCCACAGGCUGCUCGGUUAGCAGUACGUGUGGUGGUUUUUAUGGCCAUUGCACAAGGCUUGGUUGUAGGAUCGACCAUGGUCUUUGUGCGAAAGCUCUGGGGGUAUGCAUAUAGCAAUGAAGAGGAAGUGGUGAACUACGUGGCAGUUAUGCUGCCCAUUCUUGCAGCCUCCAACAUCAUGGAUGGGGUGCAAUGCGUGCUCUCAGGGGUUGCCAGAGGAUGCGGUUGGCAGAAGAUUGGUGCUCUUGUUAACCUUGGAGCCUAUAACUUGGUUGGCAUUCCUUCAGCUAUUCUUCUAGCAUUCGUCCUCCAUGUUGGAGGAAAGGGUCUCUGGAUGGGAAUCAUAUGUGGCGUCACUGUGCAAGCAUUGUUGCUUUCGACAAUUACUCUCUGCACCAACUGGGAAAAAGAGGCAAGAAAAGCCAGGGAUCGAGUGUACAACUCCACCAUUCCCAUCGACAUGGAGACAUGAAUUAUAUAUUUCUGUUCCCGUCAUCGUAUUGUUCCCUCAUAUUUCUGCCACCAACUAUUAUAUAUUUUGGCGAAAAUCUAAAUUUUUUUGUAUCCAGACCUUUUGGUCAUGACCCGGAUUCUGACAUAAUUUGUCACGCCCUAGAUUCAGCCCAUGACACGACUGUGCUACUGUAGGAUGUUGCCCACAAUAAUACGAAGCCCGUGAUAACAGUAAUUCUUUCAUGUAAUAAAUUCAAAUCGGAUCAUUUUUAUUUGCAAUUCAAAAGAAAGCAAGUAUAGAGCAUCUAAAUCAAAUAUUUGAGUUUGCAAAAUUACAAUCCAAACUUAUUAAUAUGGUUACAUGUAUGAAAUCUUGUAUUUAUGCUUCAAAUCCCAUUUUCUUUUGAGUAAAAGUGAACGGAAUAAUAUUUUUCGAUCUAUUUUUUAUUUGAAUCUAUAGGAUAUGGGUAGAAAUUUGAUCAUUUGAUUAAUAUCUAUAUUCAUAUCCAUAAAAAAAAUUGAAUAUAAAUUUGGAUAGAUAACUACUUGAUCUGUAUCCAAAUAUUCGAUUCUAUUUAUAAUUCUAUUUAAUCUUAUAAAGUAUUCACGAACUUUUAAAAAAAAUAAAUGAUAAUAUUAUUAUGCUAUUAACUUAUUUUAUCUCCUACUCCGUAAUAU
Messenger RNA from Phoenix dactylifera (date palm), 2602 nucleotides. NCBI's taxonomy places the organism in Eukaryota, Viridiplantae, Streptophyta, Magnoliopsida, Arecales, Arecaceae. The record is from RefSeq and is a predicted model, not a curated record.